Molecule: messenger RNA, 1820 nt
Organism: Daldinia caldariorum
Lineage: Eukaryota; Fungi; Ascomycota; Sordariomycetes; Xylariales; Hypoxylaceae
Product: kama family protein
Exons: 5
Coding region: 148-1638 (496 amino acids)
Molecular function (GO): catalytic activity; iron-sulfur cluster binding
Source: RefSeq, a predicted model, not a curated record
GAAAAUCACUGAAGAAUCUGAAGAGGCUAUCUUGGUUAGAAUAAUUCUGGUAUGUUAUAAAGCUACAGAGACACAGAUUCAAUUCACAAGAUUAUCUACCUCUCACGCCGUCGAAUUGCCUACAGCAUAACACCGCAAACAGAGAGAAUGGCUGCAUCUAUUCUUAGACGUCGGGUCCUCUCCUGUGGUAAAGGGGCUUUGUGCACAUCCCAGAAUCUAUCCUACUUAGCACGACCAAAACCCGCCGUUCAUCCUCGGCGUUUAUUCACAUCAAAGACCAAUGGUUAUCAUCUUCCUCCACCACCCCUACCACAGCCAUCAAUCGUCAUCGAUUCCGAAGACGAGUUCUGGCGUAAAAUUCCGUUAUGGAAGGAUGUGCCUAGGGAAAAGUUUCUAUCUUGGCAAUGGGGUGUCAAUAACGUUGUUGAAGCCAAGCUAGGGCGCGAUGGCGUGUUGCAACCCAACAAUGUACUAGAUUUCCUCGACAACGUACUACCGGCCGAGGUUCCUCGACACAAUCGUAUAGGGGGUACGCAGAGCCGAGACGAACUCAUGGUAGAUAUUAUCAGUGGUAUGAGGGAGUCUACCAUGUCUGUUCGCGUCAUGCCAUACCCCCUAAGCAGGAUGGAUUGGAAGGAUCCGGCGAACGAUCCAGUCUUCCAACAGUUUAUCCCUAUGAAAUCUAUAAUGAUGCCGGACCAUCAUGCGUUAAGACUGGAUUCCCUAGACGAGAAGAAGGACAAACCAGUUGCUGCUCUUGUGCAUCGCUAUCCCGACAAAGCGCUACUGCUUCCAACCGCUGUCUGUCCGACGUACUGCAUAUACUGCACCAGGUCCUACGGUGUCGGAGGCGACACCGAGCUAGUGACUAAGGAAAAUUUCAGGGUCACGCGCGACAGACUAAACGAGGCGUUUGACUACAUCGAGAGCCAAGAGGGUCUCCACGACAUCGUGGUAUCCGGUGGCGACGCCUUCUACAUCAUGCCGCACCUGCUGGAGUGGAUCGGGGACCGGCUCAUCGGGAUGAAGAACGUCGAGCGGUUCCGGAUCGCGUCCAAAGGCCUAGCGGUGGCACCGCAUCGAUUUAUCGACAAGGACGACCAGUGGACGGAAACGCUAAUCCGCAUCUCGGACAAGGCGCGCAAGGCAGGCAAGCACAUGGCGCUGCACACGCACUUCAACCACCCCAACGAGAUCUCCUGGAUCACGGAGCUGGCUAGCCUCAAACUGACGCAGGCGGGUGUGACGGUGCGCAACCAGACGGUACUGCUGAGGGGUAUCAACGAUAACGUCGAUACGAUAAGCACGCUGGUGAAGAAGUUGGCCAGGUUGAACAUCCAGCCGUACUACGUCUACCAGUGCGACAUGGUGAAGAAGAUCGAGCACCUACGCACGCCGCUACAGACGAUCCUAGACAUAGAGUCCGCGAUCCAGGGCAUCGUCGCCGGGUUCAACAUCCCUAAGUUCGUCGUCGAUCUCCCCGAGGGCGGCGGGAAGAGGCCCGCCGCGCUCUACGAGUCGUAUGAUCGGACGACGGGCAUCUCGACGUACACGCAGCCGGCGCUGACGAGGAACGGGAAGGAGGGGAAGGUUUAUCAGUACUACGAUCCGCUUGAUAGUUUGCUACCCAGCUCUUAGGCUAAGGUGUCGGUCUCCUAAAUGGUAGAUACCUACCUUAUGUGGGACUAGAAAUGAAAGGAGAGGAGGGUGUGAUAGCUGUUAGAUCAAGUUGUUUGUUGGAUAUGUUGAGGUUAAGGACGAAGAGUGUGUAACGAAUUAACCUGGGAUAUUUGAUACUAAGGCAGAAUGAUGACGAUUUG